GAUGAUCCUCAAACGUCAGACAUAAAUCAUAACAAACGCAAACGUAAAAUCGCCAGAUGGUUUGAGAAUUUCUCAACGUCGAAACAUCGGGAAAAUAUUAAAAUUGUGCCGUUCUUUGUUGAGUUAUACGAUUUUUUCAUCUGUGCAAAGCUAGAUCAAUUUACUAAAAAUGCCGAAGAAGAUGGGAAUCAACAGCAAGGCCGUGGAAGCUCGAGAACGCAAGGCCGAAGCAAAAAAGGUCGCAACUGAGAAGGCAGCCAGAGCAGCGGAGGAUGCACUGUGGGCCGAUGACGAUAAGCUGUUGGCCAAAAAGAAAAAGCAGAAGGAAGAUGAAGAGCGAAAACGCCUCGAACAGGCUAGGAAAAAAGCGGAAGCUAAAGCUUUACUAGAGCAGGAAAUGAGCUCCAUCAAAACUGCACCUAAAGUAUCGGUUCAAAAAAUUACGCGGGCUCAAAUAGAUGCUGAGGUGGAAAAACGCAAUCGUGCGAUCGAAACCGUUAACAAUCCACCGAAGCCAGUCGUUCCGAAAACACCUGCCAUCGAAGAAAACCUCAAUCGAAUGAUGGCCGAAACGGAAGUCGCUCAAACGAUAGACCAAGCCAUUGCCGUGCUCAACGUGAAGGACGGUGAGGAUCGCCAUCCUGAGAAACGAAUGAAGGCUGCUUUUAAGGCUUACGAAGAUGAACAGUUACCAAUCAUGAAGCAAGAAUAUCCCUCUCUAAAAUUGUCACAGCUCAAGCAGAUGAUUUUCAAGGAAUGGCAAAAGUCUCCGCAAAAUCCAAUGAAUCAGAAGGCGUAGGAAAAACAUGCUGGUGUAAAUCCUAAAAACAUGCUUAUCCGAUGUAUGGAAAUGAAGAAGCAUUUUCGUCCCUGGGCAACCAAACUCUAUUGUCAGUCGAUUGGACACAACCAUAUAGAAAGAUUAUCAAUGGUACAGUUUAAAUUCGAUAAAUGCAAAGAGCUUAACCGAAAACACGAACAAUUUUGUUCUGCUAUCCCGUACUAAAUUAGCUGAAGCAAAAUAAAUUAUCGGAUUUCACUGAUUUGGAAGCGAAUUUCUGCUUUCGUCAGUUCAAAGAUGUGAGAGCAGCACUGAAGAGUCUAACAUUUAUCGAAUGUCUAUUGUACCUUUAUUUAUCUCGACAGUAAUUGCGAAAGACGGUUAGUUAAAAGGACGAAAACUGUAACACAGUGUGAAUGAUUAAUAUAAUUAUACGUAUCGCUAACAA
Molecule: messenger RNA, 1229 nt
Organism: Aedes aegypti (yellow fever mosquito)
Lineage: Eukaryota; Metazoa; Arthropoda; Insecta; Diptera; Culicidae
Product: coiled-coil domain-containing protein 124
Exons: 2
Coding region: 170-799 (209 amino acids)
Biological process (GO): transcription by RNA polymerase II
Cellular component (GO): nucleus
Molecular function (GO): transcription coactivator activity
Source: RefSeq, a predicted model, not a curated record